AAAACAGUUGUGAGUAACGUUGAAAUACAGCAAAGAUUUGAUGAUCUCUUCUGAAUAAAUAAAUAAAUUCUGUUCAUCUAUUGUUUAUAUUUACAAUAAUCUUCUGUUUUUACAUUAUUUGGAUCUCACCUCUUUUAAGUCCGGACAAUUGUUGAAAUGGCUAAUAUUGACAUCCAUAAUUCGUUUCGAGAAUUAAGAAAUGGGAAAAAGAUACCGAUUAGACGGAAGGAGCCAGAUUUGAAAAAAAGGAAAAAAGUUGAACAGGAAGCGCAAAUUAGUGAUGAAGUAGAAGAAAUUAAUGAAGAUAGUGACAACUUAAACGAGGAACCAGAAGAAAAAGAUGACUCUGAAAAUGAUGAUGAAGAAUCGGAUAACAACGAUUAUAACAAAGGAUAUUACGCUGAUGUCACUGAUGAAUUAAAUAAAAUGAAGAAUGAUCUUUCCUUUGAAAAAUCGAGUGAUGUACAGGAUAUUCAUUUGAGAAAAUUAGAUACCAAACCAUCAUCAGGCAACUGUGCAAAAUAUACCAUUUGGAUCUCUAUUUUAAUUGCUAUUGUUGGUAUUCUUGCUGUUUGUCUAAAUAAUGGACUGAUGGCAAACCGUGAUCGUGAUAAUCAAAGUGAUAAAUUAGUGUUAUGGAAAAAAGCUUUUACUAAUUUACUAGAUAAAUAUGGAGACGCUCUACCUGAAAUAAGCCAAAAAGUGAUAAAUAAAAGUGUUCAAAGUGUUUUAAAGAGACAAGUUCCUUCUGAAAAGUUCAACAAUUGUGAACCUGCGGUAAUUCUGUUGAUCGGAUCGAAGCAUAACAUGCAAGCGGUUAAAUGUAUUUUUCUAGAGUUGUCUCGUUCAGUUGCCAAAAUUUUUGGGGAAAAGCAAUCUCCAGUUCUUAAUGCUGAAAAAAUGACAAGAAUCGACCUGGAUAAUCAAUUUCACGAUAUUUUAGGGCAUCAAUCUUUGCAUUCAAUUGCACUGGAUGGAAUUGAACGGUUGAAAGGAGAUGAUGCUCUCUCAUUACAUCCUUUUACUGAUCAUGACAAAGCUCCUUACCUUGAUGUUAUCAUUAUUUUGACUGCAUACUCUAAUUCCCGUUUCACCAAUUCAAGUCUGCAAAUUCAACAAAUUGAUAGUAUUGCCAAUAACAUCUUGGAACUUUCUUGGGGCCAAAUUCUUCCGUCAGAACAAGUUGCAGGAUUAUUAAGCAGAAUAACUCCAAGUGUUGCCAUUGUAUCAGAUACAAACGAAAGCCAGAAUUGGCAUUGUGAAUAGAUUAUUCCAAACUUUUAAUCAAUUUUACUUUUUCAAACACUUUUCAAAAGUGCUUCCAAAUACUUAGCAAUUUGUGCUUGGUUAAUAACAAAACUAUGUUCUAAUUUUGAUUAAAAUUUAUCGCAUUUUAACUCAGAAUUUUAAACUUCAA
Molecule: messenger RNA, 1417 nt
Organism: Tetranychus urticae (two-spotted spider mite)
Lineage: Eukaryota; Metazoa; Arthropoda; Arachnida; Trombidiformes; Tetranychidae
Product: torsin-1A-interacting protein 1
Biological process (GO): membrane organization
Cellular component (GO): membrane
Molecular function (GO): ATPase activator activity
Source: RefSeq, a predicted model, not a curated record